Fusarium sp. VM40 is the source of this 2172-nucleotide messenger RNA. The record is from the annotation of a GenBank genome assembly. Lineage: Eukaryota; Fungi; Ascomycota; Sordariomycetes; Hypocreales; Nectriaceae.
AUGUCCCAAGACACCGGUCUUUGGAGCACCCUUGGAGGCAUCAGUGCCAACAGUGCCAUUCCGCAGCCCGGUUCGACUAUGAAGCGAUCCAGCUCCAAUAUUGGCGCCAACUACCCGGGCAGCCAUGUCCGCUCCAUGUCGGGAUCUAGGCAGUCCCUUGCCAUGCCGCGUCCCAACCAACCUUUGUUUCAACGCUCCUCCUCUGGAACAAACCUCGCAGACCUUGGCUUAUCUUCAGUGAAGCGAUCUUCGUUCCAGCCAAAGACGGCGGCAUUCACUCCUGGACCUACGACAACGCGAGCUUCUAUGGACGGCGACCGACGCAGCAGUGUAUACCGACCCCGCCAAUCCACGGCACCCGUGACGAGUCACCACCAGAGCUUCUUUCAGACUACACCUGCCCCUGCUGGUGUACCCCGCGACCCUCGACCAUUGAAAGAUCGAUCUUUUCAAGCCCGUAUUGGACAAGAAAUCUUGGAAUAUGUGGUCCAGCAUAACUUUGAAAUGGAAAUGAAACACGUUCUUUCGCAGAAUGUUCUAAAGUCGCCGACACAGAAGGACUUCAACUACAUGUUUCAGUGGCUCUACCACCGUAUCGAUCCCAGCCACAAGUUUCAGAAGAAUAUCGACCAGGAGGUGCCUCCUCUACUCAAACAGAUGCGUUAUCCAUUCGAGAGGAGCAUUACGAAGAGUCAGAUUGCUGCUGUGGGAGGACAGAACUGGAGCACAUUCCUCGGCCUUCUCCACUGGAUGAUGCAGCUUGCCCUGAUGCUUGACGGUUACGUGAACUGCCAAUAUGACGAAGCCUGCAUGGAUAGUGGUGUUGACGUUAGCGGCGACCGCAUCAUCUUUGACUUCCUCAGCAGCGGUUAUCGAGACUGGCUAGCUAUGGAUGAAGACGUAGGCGACGAUGAGGCGGAGCGAGUAUUAGCACCCCAUGUUCAGUCCAUGGCUGCGGCAUUUGAGCGAUCCAACUCAAAGUACACAUCAGAAUUGGAAAUGCUCGAAGCCGAGAAUGCACGUCUUCUCAAGGAGAUCGAGGAUUUGGAAAAGUCAACACCCGAUCCAGCAGUUCUCGACAACCACUUCAAGAUUAUGGAGGAGGACAAAAUCAAGUUCGAGGAGUAUAAUGCGCUAGCCAUGCAGAGAUCGGAAAAGUACGAGAGCCGUUCUCAAGUUCUGCAAGAAGAGCUCGACAAGCUUAUGGAAGAGCUUCAAGAAGCCGAUGAGGAACGACGUAGCCUGCAAAAGGCAGUGGAUGCCCAAGGAAUCAGCAUGCAGGAUAUCGACCGCAUGACUGCGGAGCGGGAGAGAAUGCAGAAGGGCAUCGAGUCGGCAGGUAACCGAUUGGAAGAAGUCAAGAGAAAGGUCCAUGAGCGGGAAACUGAGGCGAGCCGAAAAUUGGAUGAGCUGGAGCAGAUGGUGGAUCGAUACAACACGAUGGCUUAUCAAAUUGCACUGAUUCCUGCGACAGCGGCCAACGCUAAGGGCAGGGAGUUUGAGCUCCAGGUCAUGGUGGCCGAUAACUCCGACUUUACAUCUACCAACUUAAAGGGCUCUUCAGGUCCAUCAUCAGAGGAUCGCCUCUUGGUUGACUCUACGACCGGAUACCAAGCAGGCCACAUUCUCAAUCUGGACCUUCGAGGUAAAAUUCGAAACAGCUUCUUAUCACUGCGCAAGGAGAUCUCAGAUCGACGCAGCACAGCAAUGGAGGAGAUGAUGAAGGACCAUGACUUGUUAGAUGGCAUCAAAGAGGCCAUCGAAGACAGGCGCAGUGAGGUGGAGGCUCUCAACCAUCGUGUCCGCGCCGCAGAAGAGGAGUACGAAAAGACCAAGGAGGUGACAACAGCGCAGAAGCUGGCCUCUGAUGCACACAUCGAGAAGAUGGAGAAGGAACUGUCACGCAUGCGAGCUGGUUUGUCUGAAAAUGUUCAGAUUCUUGAACAGCGUGAGAUCAACACCACUAUUGAAUACGAGCAACUUGUACUCCAAGCCAAUGCCCUCCGAGAAGAGCUCCAUACAGAAAUCGACAGAAUGCUUAACGAUGUUAUCAAGUUCAAAAUUCACGUCCAGAAGAACCUCGACGACUACGAAGGCUUUGUGGCAGAUGAGCUGGAGAAGGAACUCGGUAGCGACGAAAUGGGCGAGGAGACUCGGCAGAUGGAUAUGUGA